AUGGAUCGGAAGCUGGAAGUUCCUUCCGAAGCAGAGAUCCUGAGGAUGGAGAUUGCAUCCCUGGUGAACUUGCUCAGGGAGAACCAGUCUGACAUUCUUCAAUUCGACCCUGAGAUCGCGAGGAAGAUCACGUCCCUGAGGAGCGAGAUCGCCUCCGGAUUCAUAUCCAACUCCGAGCAUGUAUAUUUGCCCCACGGCGGUGAGGAUGAGGGCGAGCGCCUAAACUGCUUAUUCAGUUAUAUAUUGCAACGGACGGAUGCCUUGUGCGACGAGAUGGCAUCCAUGGCAUCUUUUCUGGCCAAAAUCAGUAUCCCCGUUAUCUCCUAUUACAAGGUCUUCGAUCAGUUAAACGCGGCGCAGAGGUUAUCUAAGAUCUCCCUGGAUAUAUUACAUUCAACCGCGAAUGCAGAUAAAAAGAUGGCUGACCAAAAUGUUGAGGACCAGAGGGCCGAAGAGGACAAAGGCAAAUCCAGCACCCACUGUUUUGAGAACCAGGGAACCAAGCAACAUGUGGAUGCAUCUGUAACAGAUCAGACAAUGGGCCUUUGUAAAUCAAACAUGGAAACGCCGCAGAUGGCUGCCUACUGUCCUGAUGGCCAGAUGACUGAUGAGGAGGAUGAACAUUUCGUGGCAGCGGAUCCUAUAAGUGGCCUUUGUGACCAGGCGACUGUCCACUCUCACGAGAACCAGAGUACCACGGAGUACAUGGAGAUGGUUGAUCCCAUGACAGAUGAAGGCCAAUCAAGCACGGAGACGCAUGCGUCGAGGAUGAUGGACGGGGGCAAUUCAAGCAGCGAAGGCAAAUCAAGCAAUGAAGGCCAAUCAAGUACGGAGACGCAUGCAUCGAGGGUGAUGGACGAGGGCAAUUCAAGCAAUGAAGGCAAAUCAAGCAACGAAAGCAAAUCAAGCACAAAGGCAGUGGUGAUGGUGCUGGAUUCCGAUGAGGAGCAUGAAGUGCAGGGUAUGACCAUGGAGAUGCGCAAAUAUUUGAAGAUGCUCGAAUGUGAGGAGGAGGAGGAGGAGGGGAAGAUGACCCCGGAGGAUUUAGCGAUGGCUGACCAAUUUGAGAAGGAGCUAUUAGAGAUGGAAGCCAACUUUCUCAAAGUCCAGGAGCAGGAUGAUAAGGACACGCCAAACUGGAUCUCUGUCUCACAUCAGGAUGAGGCAGAGGAGAUGGAGUUGGAGGACAGGUUGUUUGCUAGACGCCGUAAAGGCUGGGAAUCUGCAUGGGGAGACCGCAGUGACUUCGAAGACUUGACCUUAUUGAGUCCUAUGCACUUUACACAUUGCACGCUGGGACUGAUCCCCUACACUGCUAGCACUGUGAGCGCCUUGCAGAUCUACUCUGUCAAGAUUGUUGAAACAAAGGGAAAGUUGAAGUGGCCACUCUAUGUCUAUGGGGUCGUCGCUGCCCGAGAUGCCGUAGAUCACAACCGUAACAUUCUCUUCUCUCGGCAAAGGGAAGACUACCAAGAACUCACUCUAGAGGAUCCUUUUUUGCACUUGACUGGCCCGUCUCGUGCGAUUGUGGCUGUGGACAAUGUUGACUUCGAAAUCCAACUCAAAGUAAAGGGCACAACAUGGUCUGGUGACAAAGCAUUGAUCAGUCACUUCCAGACCUACCCCGGUGAUCGUGAAGGUUUAGAUACAGCGCUCUUUAGCAACUCCUUUUGCACGAUAGAGUUAUGUUUUGAGCGACUUACAGAAACCGUCCAGGCUACUAUCUUGAGUGUCUGUGUUGUUGAAGGGUGGCCAUCACCUUUUGAAUACGGCGGCCGGAUUAUGUGCUCCUCACCACCACAGGAAGUUAAGGACCCCCUAUCCAGGCAUGUUGUGUUGGUUGAUUCUCAUGAUUUUGAUGGAGAAAUGCCAAUGGGCUCAGCUGGUUACGUUGAUCUGUCAAGGCAUGUUGUUUCUGUAGAACUGGGACAUAACCUGCAAUUUGUCAUACAAGCUUACUCACAGUCUGGUGCCAUUGCUAGGCAAAGCCGUCUCACGUUUAGGACCAAAUAUUGCAACAUAAGUCGAGGUAUAUGUGAGAUUGGUGACUCUAAGGUGGAGAUUACUGUUGCUUGGUCCCAGCUUAUCAAGAGCAAGAUGGAAAUCCUCUAA
Molecule: messenger RNA, 2112 nt
Organism: Triticum turgidum subsp. durum (durum wheat)
Lineage: Eukaryota; Viridiplantae; Streptophyta; Magnoliopsida; Poales; Poaceae
Source: the annotation of a GenBank genome assembly